This is a messenger RNA of Triticum turgidum subsp. durum (durum wheat), 1695 nucleotides long. Lineage: Eukaryota; Viridiplantae; Streptophyta; Magnoliopsida; Poales; Poaceae. The record is from the annotation of a GenBank genome assembly.
AUGUUCCCCUUCUUCACCGCGCUCGCCGACAUCUACUCGAGGGUGAUGCGGCCCGACGAGGGCGUGGCUGCCCUCAUGAGGGAGCUCAAGGAGGGGACCAAGGACCUCACCACCGUGCUGGAGCGCUGCCUCAACCGGCUCGAGUGGGAUCGGUCGCAGGAGCAGGCCAAGCAGCAGGCGGAGGAUGAGGUCGAGAUGGAGAGGAUGCAGAUGUCCAUGAUUGAUUGGCAUGAUUUCGUCGUUGUCGAGACUAUUGAGUUUGCAGAUGAUGAGUUCGAGGGCCUCCCUGUGCCGCCUACGCUGGAAGAGCUGAAGCGCCGCAAGAGGAUGGAGACCUUGGGAGAGGAGGAACCCAUGGAAUUGGCUGAACCAGCCAAGGAUGUUGAGAUGGACAUGGAUGAGGAGGAGAUGCAGCUUGUCGAGGAAGGAAUGAAGGCAGCAAGGCUCGAUGAGAACGAUGGAGGAGCACAGGUUAAGGUGGCCGGUAAUGAUGAUGAGCCGCCUAUGAGAAUUGUCAAAAACUACAAGAGGCCCGAGGAGAGGAUCCCUGCGGAGAGGGACCCGACCAAGGUUGUUGUCUCACCAAUAACCGGGGAGCUCAUUCCGAUCAGCGAGAUGGAGGAACACAUGCGCAUCUCGCUCAUUGACCCCAAGUACAAGGAACAGAAAGAAAGAAUGCUGGCCAAGAUUAAGGAAACCACGCUUGCUCCUGAUGAUGAGAUCUCCCGUAACAUUAUUGGUCUUGCACGUACCAGGCCAGAUAUUUUUGGAACCACCGAGGAAGAGGUUUCUAAUGCCGUCAAGGCAGAAAUUGAAAAGAAAAAGGAUGAGCAGCCAAAUCAGGUUAUUUGGGAUGGUCAUUCUGGGAGCAUCGGUUGGACAGCCACUCAGGCAAUGUCUGUUGGUGGAGAAGAACAGGGUGAUGCCUCAAAUGCUCCUGGUCCAGCUCCACUUCCUCGGCCUGGCAUGCCGUUGCCCCGGCCUCCCCAACCACUUUCCUUGGUCAAUGUUCCCCGAUUUACACCCAAUCCAAUGCCUUAUCAUGUCCAACCCCCUCAUCAUAUGCAAGGAGUUCCACCACAUAUGAUGCCCAACAUGCACCAACCUCUGCCACCAGGUCAACAACACAUGAUUAGGAUGUCAGGUCCCAUGGGUCAUAUGCCAAGUAAUAUCCCUCCACCGCCUCCAGGCCAUAAUACUCAGUUCAUGCCUGGUCCACCACGGUUCGCUAUGCCCCCUCCCCCGCACAUGCAGAACAUGCCAGCCAUGGUCAACCCCAUCGGAAUCCCCCAGCCUCCACCACCUUUGCCUCCACAACCACCUGCCGAGGAGCAGCCACCUCUACCUGAGGAACCAGAACCUAAGAGGCAGAGAACAGAUGAUGCUUCUCUGAUCCCAGCUGAGCAGUUCCUCGCUCAGCAUCCGGGCCCUGCUCGCAUCUCAGUUUCUGUGCCCAACCUUGAUGAAGGAAACUUGCGAGGCCAAGUUUUGGAGAUCUCUGUCCAAUCACUCUCAGACACAGUUGGCAGUCUGAAGGAGCAAAUUGCUGGAGAGCUGCAGCUUCCUGCUAACAAGCAGAAGCUGAGUGUGAGGACUAGUUUCCUCAAGGACAAUCUUUCUCUUGCUUAUUACAAUGUUGGCCCUGGGGUGGUCAUCAAUCUAGCUCUGAGGGAGCGUGGUGGGAGAAAGAAAUGA